Molecule: messenger RNA, 1063 nt
Organism: Eurytemora carolleeae
Lineage: Eukaryota; Metazoa; Arthropoda; Copepoda; Calanoida; Temoridae
Exons: 9
Coding region: 158-1063 (301 amino acids)
Source: RefSeq, a predicted model, not a curated record
CACUUGGGAAUGUAUUUAUUUUAAAAUGGUUCUGUUUUUAUCUCAAUAUUUCUAGAUGGAUAAGUAUGUAUUAAUCCCCAAAAGUUCUAAAUAGAUAAAUAUUUGUUCACUACAAUCUGUGUAGACGGAUAGAUAAGUAUAAAUCCAAUAUUUGUAGAUGGAUAAAUAUGUAUUUAUCUCGAACCCACUACCUAUGGGGGACUGGUGUACCAGAAGGUUCAAGAUUGACCAGCUUGAUUCUGAACAAUCCUCUGGAACUCAGUUUAGCUCCGUGAUUCUCAAAACAAGAGAGUUGAUGUUUCAUAUCCCGGACAUACUGGUUUCCCCGUGUAUAGAAACAAACUCUGUUAUGGUUGUCGGCAGGAAGGAUGUUUAUCUCAACCCUAACUUUAUUUCAAGAUGCAGUAAACUGAACCUGGUUGACAGUGGUUCUGUUUAUCCAGGAAACAGUGGGAAUAUACUCUCCUCGUGUCUCAAGUAUACUCUGACUGGUCGACUGUCUCCUCUCUGGAACUCUGUUGGAAAAUGGUUUUUUUCCGGCAAGCACUUUUUACACUCCAAGGAUCCGAUCAAUGGAAUAUUACUUGAUAUCAAUAUUGCCGGAAAUGUUGUUGAAAUGAUCAUCUCCUCUGAAACCUUCAAGAUGAACCUGCUUCAACCUUCAGAACUAAACCUAUCGAAAAAGAAAGUAGAAGAGUUCAUGAGUGGAGAUGAAAAUGAGGUUUUGUACACCGAACAUUUUGGAAACAAGCGGGUCAAAGUUUUGCCGAAUCUAAGCUCAGCUUCCCUUGUCUCUAUCACGAAGAAGCUUCCAGAGAAUACUCAGUUUAAGGAUUGGAGUGAGAUGCGUAGGUACUGGAAGAAUAUGUACGGGUACAGACUAACCGAAGAUGAUAGCUCCGAGCCUAUGGUUUACUAUAAUGUACGGUUCAGAAGUACGGGCAGUAUUCUCACGUACCCAGAGUGGACGGUUAGAUCAGAUAACCCUUCUCCAGUACGACGGGUUGACCCAAAACCAGCAAUUCUACUCUUCCUCCAAUCCGUAGCUUAUAAACUCAAGUGA